Molecule: messenger RNA, 849 nt
Organism: Tribolium madens (black flour beetle)
Lineage: Eukaryota; Metazoa; Arthropoda; Insecta; Coleoptera; Tenebrionidae
Product: tetra-peptide repeat homeobox protein 1-like
Exons: 2
Coding region: 110-712 (200 amino acids)
Source: RefSeq, a predicted model, not a curated record
AUCAUCUGGAUGUGAAAGUUAAAACAGGGAUAAUUCUAGUGGAGUAGGAGAAAUUGUAUAAAUCACACAAUCCGAUUAAAAAAUCAUCAGUGUUUCCUGUUUGCAAGAAAUGAAGUCUUUGGUGGCAAUUUUUCUGUUGUUUGCGACUUGUCUCGCUGAUGAAAAGAAGACGGAAAAGCGUGGAAUUGAGAGUUUUGGACAUGGAGGCGGCGGACACGGUGGUGGUGGUCUUGGCCGUGGCGCUACUGUAAGCACAGUCAGUCAACAAGUACCAGUUCCGGUACCACAACCGUAUCCUGUGACAGUCACCAGGCCUGUGCCAGUACCAGUACCAGCUCCGUACCAAGUUGAAGUGCCACGACCUGUUCAAGUACCAUAUCCAGUCCCAAGACCCGUUGAAGUCCCACGUCCGUACACUGUAACUGUGUCCCGACCUGUGCCAGUACCUGUCCAAGUCCCGAUUCAAGUACCAUAUCAAGUACCGGUAGAGGUACCAGUACCACAGCCUUAUCCGGUCAGUGUUCCACAACCCUAUCCUGUAAGAGUACCACAGACUAUUGAGGUACCAGUGCCGGAACCUGUCAAUGUUGGAGGCGGAAAUGGGGGAGGAUUUGAUGGAGGACACGGAAUUGGAGGAGGAGGACAUGGGGGGUACAGCUACUCCAGUGUGUCCAUUGGAGACCACCACUUUGGUACCAGCUCCAAACACUAAUUUGAAUGAUUUAUUGUUGUAUUGUUUCACCCAUUUUUCAUUGUAGGUACCCCAUUUGUAUCAUUUUUAUUUGUGAUAUUCUAGUUACUUUUAGUUUGUAGUUUUCGUACUGUCAAUAAAGUGAAAAUUUGAUUUAA